Molecule: messenger RNA, 8553 nt
Organism: Brettanomyces bruxellensis
Lineage: Eukaryota; Fungi; Ascomycota; Pichiomycetes; Pichiales; Pichiaceae
Exons: 1
Coding region: 1-8553 (2850 amino acids)
Biological process (GO): cell morphogenesis
Cellular component (GO): site of polarized growth; cell cortex
Source: RefSeq, a predicted model, not a curated record
AUGUCUGCACCGCAAGAUCCUGGAGAGGGAAAGCGGGCUGACUUGGCCGGUCAAUCGAACAAUAAGGGCCAAAAGCAUGAGGAUUCGAAUAUAAGACAUAUGAAGCAGGAACAUUCCACAAAGCAACAGGGUUCUGUACAAACCGGGAUGCUUUCGUCGCCGAUAAUUGAGAUUCCGGACUUGUCUGGGGUUGACACGAGUGGAGACACAAGCGGAGAGUCCGGGCAGAGCCCUCAGGGAUUUGUUUUUGGAGGAUCUGAGGGCGGUAAACAGGAGAUGCAGAGAGAUGGAAGUCAGAAUAAUGAGAAUGAUCAGCAGCAGUCUGCGAGUAAAAGGGGAAUGAUGAGUGAAGGGGGGAUAAUGAAUGAAGAGGGGAUGACGAGUGAAGAAGUGCAGACGCUAAGUAAAAAAGCGUUGCCGGAAUCAGGCACGAAAAGAGGGCAUCGAAGACAGCAGAUACAGCAAAUGCAGAAAGCCGAGCUAAGGGCAGCCGACACGACAAGCAGCGGGUUGGGAAUCAGUGUUGCAUCGCAAAAUGCACAGGUGCAGCAUACGCAGUAUGCAAUGCAGCCGCAAUUAAACGAGAUAUGCAUUCCGGAUGAGACAGACGAGGAAAGCUUGCCGACGCCGACACAGGAGACGGCGCAACGGCCGAUGCAUGACCACCAUGUGGAUUCAGGAGACACGAAUCCGUAUGGGGAGCAGCCAAUGGGAUUUUGGCUGGGCGCCGAAAAUGGCGGGAGCGGGUACAAAAUGGGCGGUGAGACGGGCGAAAGGAGCACGGAAAUGCCCGAAUCUGGCAGCCGGAGGGGCCCACCGGCGUACACACUCAACAUUAUGGUGCGGCAGUUCACAAAAGAGGCCGAAAGAAAACUUAACAUGUGCCUCAACACGGUUCCGGUGGACCAGGAGCCAAAUGUGGUGGAGCUGCUCGCGGAGGGCGUCGACGCGACUUUCGACCGGACGAUUGCAGCCCUCGGGUACAUAGCCCGGCAGUCGAGGCGACGUGUGACUGAUGCAGUGAUGCAUUGGCGUCGGGGCAAGUCUGAGCUGAAGGAGAUGGCCCGGACGAUUUUGGAGAGGGAUAUUUCGGCAUACAGGCAGGCGCAGGGCGAAAAUGGGGCCUUGCUAGACGGAAACGGUAAGGAUGGUGCGUGUGGCAGCAAGGGCACCGAGAACAUGCCGAAAGAGGGCAGGAAGAAGAUCGCAGAGCUUCUGGAAAAAGUCCAGAAGGCAGAACGCACAUACCGGCAGGCGGAGCGGCAGUUGAGCGUUUCGACGUUUAUCUUGUGGCGAGUUCUGAUCGAGGUGGUGCGGCAGAGCGGAAAACCAUCUUCUGAGAGUGCCGAGGAUAAGUCACUGGAGGAAAUCAUGUACAAGCAGUUGCGGAACAUGGAUCCGUACGAGGUGAGCGGCAGCCUGAUUGAGUCGGCAAACUGGAGUCUUUUGGCGGAGCUGGUGGGCGAGAUGUCGGAGCACUCGUUCCUCAGUGUAAGUGACAGGUUCAUUGGCGACUUGGAGCGGUUCCCAACGGGCUAUACGAGCGGGUCGGCCGUCUCUGAGGCCACAUUGUGCCUUCUGAUCCACGCAAUGCGGUACUUAAGGCUGUCGAAUACGUCUCUGGAGCGAUUCGAGGAGGCCGCGGACUUCCUGAAGUCAAUGGCGAAGUUCUUCUACCGGUGCGAGAACGACUCCGUAUGCCUGGCGUACUGCGAGGUUCUCGGGCAGCUGGUUCUGCGUUUGGCGGGCAAUUUGACCGCGGAGGUGAACCACCCGACGUGGAUCGAUGCCACAAGGACAAUCUACGCAAAGGCAUACAAGUUGGCGCAGCGGGGGCCUGAGCAGCCGUUUUCGAGGCCUGCAACAACUUUGGUGGUUGCAGUAUUGUGUGUUUCUCCCAGAGACACGUUUUUGGGUCGGUGGCUGGACUUGACACACACGCUUGUGGCGCGGUUGCGUCCGAAACUGCCGCCUCAGGACAAGUACACGAUUGUGGCGUGCAUUGCGCGGUUGCUGUGGUCGUACCUGUUCCGGUACUCGGACACGUUGAACGCCAAGACCAGGAACAUGCAGAAUGUGGCCACGGAGCUCUUUUCCGGCGGCAUCUCGGCUAACUCCGCCCACCAGCACACCUACCACCGGCGGCACGACUGGUUCGCCGGGGCAGACGCAUCGGUUUUGUUGGCAGCAGCUCAAAUUCUUCGUGCGAUGGCAUUCUCGCAGCUCAACUUCACUUUGGAGAACAUCUUCCUGCCGCUCCUCAAAUCGUCGUUUGACGGCGCGUCGCUCGAAACCAUGCGGCCUGACCGCGUCCAGCUCUGCAUACGUGCAUAUGCAUGCAUCAUGUGGGACCACCAGCACUCGUCGAGGCCCUUUUUCCCCACUGAUGAGAUCGUGCAGUCGUGCAUGGACCCGCUAGAUUUCUGCAAUGCGGCCACCGGGUCUGCAGGCCAGGUUUUCAAGCUCACAUCUUCGAAUGCCGCCGUGCACCUGGAGGUGUCUGGAAUCUUCCAGAAGCUUCUCGCCAUGCUCCAGCGCGAGGUCGGAUGCACCAUUUUGGAGACAGCACCGACCCGCCGAUCGGCGUCCGUCGAGGAUUCUCCCACGUCGCCGAUCGCCGCGUCGUCCCCGCUGCAAGGUGGGUCGCCGUCGUCUAUCUCCGACGCGCCGUUCGCCUCGGCCGACUCCUCGUCGCAGUCGUCGCAGUCGUCCGGGUCGGGGCUCAAGCAGCGGUUGCGUUCUCUGUCGAUUUUCCACACGCAGAAAAAGGCACCACUUGCAGAGAUCUUCGCGGUGGCCAUCUCCGUCGUGACCUGGUGUGCGGAUGUAGGUGACGCAUCCAGCUACCGCCGGCUAGUGGAGCUGCUCGUGAAGAACGUGGUGCACGCCGACGCGUCGAUCGCCGCGUACUGCGUCGACGCGCUCAAGUUGCUCGUCGUCAAGCGGCACCCCGGGGUGGUGACGGGCAGUUUUUCGAGUGUUGCGUUUUUGCUUGAUGAACGCACUGCCUCUUACGUCAGUCACGGCUACCUGUGCUCCGACAACUACGUCCGGCUCGUCGAGGUGUACCUGGAGGUUCUCCAGAGCUGGCAGGAGUCGCUUUUGGCAUCUCCCGAUGAGGAUGGGGCCGUUGUGGAUGCGGAACCUGCAGCUGCCAUGUACGAUGUGAAUCGAGGCUUUGUUCAGCAAGCUCCACACUUCACCCGCCAGUUGGACUCGCUCGAGCUCAAAAACAUCGCCAACACCGUCGACGAGGUCGAGGGAAAUGGGCUUUUCUUCUUUUUCAGCCACGACUCUCGACUCCGGUACCUUGGUGCCGAAAUCCUGCGGACUGUUACGCAGUUCGACGACUCCAUUUACGUGUUGACAGAAAAGGCCGUCCCAGGGGCAGCCCCGGGUUCGAACCCAGGACUCCAGCUCCUGCCGGAAAAAUCCGACCCCAAGCCCUCCCACACCCGUACACCGUCAAAGUUUGCUGCCGACUUUGGCACCAGGGCCAUCCAGGUCAUCGGCAAGAUGGAUUUUUUCAGCUUCAUCUCUGCCAAGCGGGCCUUGCUCUCGGAGGCCGAGCGAAAGAGGUGCGCGCGGCUGCAGAGACUCGGCCGAAAGGCCAUAGUUCUCCGAAUUGCCGAGUCUCCACAUGGUGUAGAUGCUGCACUCUGGUUCAAAAUAUUUGACUCUGUGCUGGAGCAGCUAGUUCAGAAGUGUGUUAUCCAGAUUGCCAUUGUCCGGAGCCUCAGCUGCAUCCGAUUGGUUCAAUUGUACGACUCCAUUGUGCGGCUAGGCUCCGGAAGACCCGUCGGAAGUGCAAACGCGCUAGUCUGGGAGUACAUGCUUUACUUGAAGGUUGCUUGUAGCUCGCUCACCAGCACCGGCGACCAGAGAUUGCACGUGCCCUCCUCUGCCACCGCCUUGCCGCCCAAAAACGCCAAGUUGCGUGCCCUCCAGGCCGUUAAAAGAAGCAAUAGUCUGUUGGUGGGCCGUGCAUUCUCAGCUGCUGCCGCCGGGGCAGGAAAACCGUCCCAACUUCUCACUGUACAGCACCAGAAAAUUACGUCAGCCCGCUCUGUUUUCAGAAUUACCAUCCCACUUCUCACCACAAGCAAUGUCAAGCUCCGCGAGGCACUGGUUGAGGGUCUUUCGUGCCUAAACGUCAACAUUUUUCGCAGUUUUGUCCAGGAGGUCGAUCUGGCCUUGAACGGCAACGCGGAUCCUUCUUCCUCACUUGUUUCUCCUUCGGCCCAGGUCGUUUCUGCCCGAAUUUCUGACUCGGGACCCGGAAAAGCUGCCUUGGCAAGUGCUCCGCCAUCCAGCGACUCUUCUACAAGCUUGGCUUCCAAACAGCACAGUACCAAAUACUCGCAUUCACACUCCAGGUCCCUCUCACCUGCAGUUUCUCCGAUAACAGUUGCCACCCCCUUGGCAACGGAGAUAUGCUGCAUUCUCAACAAGGUAAUCUCGCGGUUUGGCCGCAAGAACCAGCAAUUCGCCGAUGACUGGAUUCUCUCCAGGUUGCAGGCACUCUUAUUGGAUGUCCAGGCCCAGUUGCUGUCUCCGUCGGCUCAGCAUAGCUUCAAGUUCCAGCGUCUCCGCCGGUAUUUCUGCGGUUUGCUUGAAUGCUUACAUCGCGAGCUCGUCAAGUCUGCCGAUGUCGAGAGAUGGCUUCCUUACAGCUUCAGAAAGCGUGCUUUCAUGUUUAUGAUGGAGUGGUCCGGUUAUGGGCCCAGCAUCAGUCUUUUCCAGAACAGAUACAGCACUAUGGCACAUGCUGCCGGGUCCUCCGUCACAAUGAUUGCAUCCCUUGAGUUGCAAAAGCAUCAGUUGCAGUAUUCAGCCAUCAGCUGCAUGACCGAGCUAUGCAGCAGUUCUGCCAUAGACUCCGCGUACAAUGUUGAUGCCGAUGGAAAGUCGAGGCCUAAAAGUGGCAAGCAAGUCAAGCCGGACACGUUUGAUUUCGAUGCAACACUUUCCUGGUCGGACGCAUUAUUCAAAACUCACAACGAGCGCAUUCGUUGCCUAGCUUCAACAGCCGUCAUAGAUCUGCUCACCCAUACACCAUCAAAGGUGUUGGCAGGCCACGUGGUCCGCCGAUGUUAUGGCAAUGAUUCCUGUGCCUGUGACUAUUUCGUUGCUUUGAAUGGUGCACUCCAGGCGGAAAAUCACUCCUCAGCUUUGGCAAGCUGUCCUCCUUACAGAAUGCUCUCGCUUGCUUUGUUUGCCUGCGGAUCUGACUCAUAUGUUGUCCGUUCGGCAGCUGCCAGCAUGAUGGAAACUCUCGAGCAGAAGUUUUACCAUUCCGAUGGUUGCAUCAGGUACGUAGAUGGUGUUUGUUGCCGCUCUCGAAUCAUCUAUAAACGUACUCUGUUUGAGCUGUCUACAUAUUUUGCCAAUGCACAUCCCGAGGAGAAGUACAUGGUGAUUUCUGAGCUCACCAUGCUUUUUCAUCUGGUCGAUUCUGCACCCCGUAGAGAUAUCAUUGCCGUCCUUCUUCCAUGGAUCCAGACCGUCAACUUGAAUAUUUCCGGGAGUACCAACGAUGAUGACCCAAAUAGCAACGGUGGUGACAAUACAUCCGACUGUCACUCGUAUGCUGAACCUUCUGAUGAGUGUUACCCCUCCUUGAUGGUACUCUAUAACUUCAUUGAAAUCACUCUAAAGUACUCGCAUCUCAUUCAGAACGAGGUCGAGGCCUUGUGGGUCGCCUUGGCAUCAAAGCCAGCAACUCCUAUAACGGAAAAACGUGCCGAAAUGACAUCUGGUAACGGGCAGGUUCCAUCCACCGAUGAAACUACUUCCGGUGCUCGCCAGAUAUUCGAUUUUCUUGUUGAGACAUUCCUGAAGCUGCACAGUUUGCCAUUCAUUGAGUGUGCGCGCCAAAUUGUUGUCAGUUUGUCUGGAAUUCCGGGAUUCGAUGCUGUAAACGUGCUGUUGAGUCGUCUAGAACCAAAGGCUAUGGUCCCUACUCAUAGAAUAAAGACCACGUCGAAAUCGCAAAAGCACCAAAGUUCAACUUCUCCCGUGUUUGUCCAUAUUCCAGAUAAAAUAUUUCCCUACGUGGCAGAUCUUCAAGCAUUGCUAAGAGUUCCAGAGGGCACUCCUUCAGCACCAGCUUUUUCUCCCGGUGAGCUCUACACGAUUUUCCUCGCAGAUUUGGCAUGCACUCCAAAUAAGGCUGUUCAAGAUAAGUUGCCGUUACUUCUUCAUUUGUGCUUUGUCUUGCUUGACCAUCAGCUUGCACUCAUUCAGGAUCAGGCAUGCUCGUUGUUGAUCCUCCUCAUUCACCAAUACGGGUCACGAGAUUCUCCUGAGGCAAAGGAAAUCGUGAAAAUGUUGCGAUCACCUGACUCUAAGUUCCAUCUUUGGUCUUACACUGAUGAUGGCAUGCCAGCUUUGUCCUCUAGGACAAGCUCAAAAAAUACAGUUUCAUCCCCACGUAUUCCAGAUUCGAUGGAUUCAAUGGUGCGUUCAGUUUUAGAUGUUUUCCGGCCUGUUGCUCCUGAGAUACAGAAGCAAUGGUCUAGAAUCGCUGUUGAUUGGGCAACCACUUGCAAAGUUAUGCACAUUGCAUCACGAUCUUUCCAAGUUUUCAGGAGCCUCAUCAGCUUUAUCGACACUCGUAUUCUUCGUGGUAUGCUGUCCUGUCUAUCAAAAACCAUAUCGGAUGAGAGCAAAGGUAUUCAAGGCUUUUCUAUGCAGAUUCUAAUGACCCUCAAUGCAAUUACAGCAGAGCUUCCAUCAAGCCAACUUAUAGAUUAUCCACAGUUAUUCUGGUGCACUGUUGCCAGUCUUUCGACCGUUCACGAACACGAGUUCAUUGAAGUUUUGUCAGCGUUGUCCAAGUUUCUUUCUAAAAUCGAUCUUGACAGUGAUGAAACUGUUCAGUGUCUCAUCUCGACCUUUCCACCCCAUUGGGAGGGAAGGUUUGAAGGGCUUCAGAAGAUUUUAUUGACUGGUCUGCGCUCAGGAAUUGCUGCAACGCCAUCUUUAGCAUUGUUGCGUCGCCUUGAUUUGCUUAAAGACAGCCAGAUCGUGGGAAGCGGACCGGAAAGACUUCUUUUAUCGCUUCUUGCAAAUCUCCCUGUUCUUCUGCACUCGCAGACCAUUGGCAAAUUUUCGGCGGAAACUGUUCAUUCGGCAGAAGUUAUUGUGGCGAUGGCUGAUCGUAACAAUCUACCUGGACUGGCAAGAAUUAUUCGCUCAUUGGUGCACAAACGGUUCCGUAAUAAGGAAGAUUUCCUUUCUCAGACUGUUUCCGUGCUGAAGGCCCAUUUCUUCCCUACCUAUUCUGCAGAAACACUCGUUUUCUUACUUGGGUUACUUUUCAACAGUACUCCUUGGGUUAAGACCGAGGUGAUGUCUUUACUAAAGCACGUCUUUCGAGCCAUUGAUCUCUCAUCAGACGAAUUUGUGGGCUUAGGUGCAGAUCUAGUUGCACCUCUACUUAGACUUUUGAUGACAGACUAUGUUGACGAUGCACUAGAGGUGCUUGAUGAAGCCUCGGCCAUUUCUGCUUCACCUUUCGACAAGCAUUAUUUAAUGAUGAGUGCAGGUGAUUCGACAAUGCGUAAGGAGUACGAAAAGAUUGCUACUCUCUUCGGUAUACCUGAUGAAUCGGGCUGGUCUGUGCCAAUGCCCGCAGUUAGUACUGCCAGAACCAGAAACAACAUACACGCCGUUUAUUUGGCAUGCAAACGCGAGUCGAAGAUUGAAGGUAAGUCUGUAGAAAGCUCUGAAGCUGUAUCUCAGGCACAAAUGACACCUGAGGCAGGUGUCUCUCCAGAAUUGCCAAAUGUAAUUACUCCAGAACCUGACAUGGGAGAAUUUGAUGCUUCUGAUGUCGAAUCGGAUCUUCCUCUCGAACCAUCUGUUUCCGUUCCCUCUUCUUACGUGCAAUAUAAUCCAUUAACGCCGGAAAUUCAGCAGCAGUUGAACGAGCAGCAACUUUUCUCAGCAAAUGAUGAAUUGCCUGUGAAUAAUGGAUCUGUAACUGGUAAUUAUGGUGCCGGAAAUGGAGAUACGGACUCACUUUCCAACAUGUUGGCCACUUUGGAGAAUCUCGAUUCGUUCUUUACGCGCGAUACGCUUGGAUUUACGGAUUCCGAGGCACAGAUUGACAAAACUGGUGGUGGUAACUCCCACAAUGCUGUUACCAAGGGUGCACAGUCUGCAUUCAAGGUUGUUCGAAACAGUAUUGGGUCUGUAGCAAGCGAGAGAAAUAACUCUAAUCUUGGAAAAGCGAAUACUACCAUGCGUGGAAAUAGAGAUACAAGCUACACAAUGGGUAUGAAUUCAAGAAACUCUCGUGGAAAUAGAGCCAGUAGAGGUAUUGGGUCGACACUGUUUGGCACGCCUAACCAAUCACUACAAAAGGGUGAGUCGGACGGUCUUUUUGGCUUCGAUUCGUUGAUUCUUGGAAGAUCACACAGAAAAAGUCCAAAUGCUGGUACUAAUCGUCUUGGAGAUCUUGGAACACCGCCUUUACGUUUAGGUACUCCAAGAAGUCCCUAUAGAUCCUCAAGAUUUGGCAGACACUCACGGAGAUCUGCGCAGUAA